AUGCCCAGUAAUAAUGAAGAUAUAGAUUCUGAAUUAAGUUUAACAGAGAAAAAAAUUAAUAUAUACGAUGUAGAUUAUGUAAGUUUUCAGAAAUGCCUAGGAUCAAAUACUUCAAAAAGGUUUGAUUAUAAUUUUGAUAAUUUAGUUCAUUUAAUAUGUAAAGUGAAAAAUGUUAGGAAACAUGGAAAGGCAUUAUUUUUUUGUGACACUAUUUCACAAGACCUGAAUAAAGAAAAAGGAAAUACUUAUUUUUAUGGAAAUCAGUUUUUAAAGAGUGGUGAUAAUAUAUAUUUAAUUAAAAAUAUAUUUGAUGAAAAUAUAGGAAAGGUAGAAAGUAAUAUUCAAUUGGUAAUUAGUAAAAACUUUUAUAUUAAUGAAGAUAUAUUUAAAUUAUAUGAAGAAUAUUUAUUAAAAAAUGAAAAGUCAAAAGUGUAUGAUAAGAAUAAUCCCUAUGAUGAUAAAAAAUAUUUUAAUAUUAGUAAGGAAAAUAUUUCUUAUUCUAUUAACAUGUAUAAAAAAUUUCAUAAUUAUUUUAAUGAAAAUGAAGAACAAUUAUUACAAGACGAAGAAAAGAAAAAGCAAAUGUGUCUAGAUAGUGAGCACAUACCUAUGAUAUUAAUUAAUGAAUAUAUGAAAUAUGAAAUUUUGAAUAAAAUAAUUAAACCUGAUUCGAUGAUUUACGUUAUUGGAUUGCCAGUAUUGACUAAUACGAAUGAAAAAUCGUUAAUAGUUUUUUCUUCUUAUUUGUUAAGGGUAAAUUAUGAAUACUUUAAUAUCAAUGAAAUAUUCAAAUUGUUUGAGCAAAAUUAUUUUUCGAUGGGAACCUUAUGUAGAAGCUUACGAGUAAAUGAACAUUAUAUUCAUCGUAUUUAUAACGAUGUGGAGAAGAAGAAAAGAUUUUUAUUAAAUAUUGUUUAUAGGAAUAAAGAUUAUGAAAAUAUAUCAAACCAGAAAAUGAAUAAUUUUGAAAUAUUCAUCAUAAAAAUUAUUGAUAUCAUACCUAAAUGUUUUAAAAUAUAUGCUAGUGAUUUUACGCUACAUAUGAAAGACGAAAAAAAUAUAUUUUUUAAUAAUUUAAAUAUGAAAUGUAUAUUUAAUCAAGAUUUGUGCACAGAAAAUUAUGUAAACCAUGACGUUAUUGAAUGGAAAGAAGAAGAUGAAGAACAUGAAGAAGAUAAUGAAAGGUACGGUACAAUGGAUGAUACCAUGGAUGAUACAAUGGAUGGUACAAUGGAUGGUACAGUGGAUGGUACAAUGGAUGGUACAGUGGAUGGUACAAUGGAUGGUACAGUGGAUGGUACAAUGGAUGGUACAAUGGAUGGUACAAUGGAUGGUACAGUGUAUGAUAAGGGAGAUAAUAAAAAAGAUGGUGACAGAAGACACAUAAAUAUUUCUGAGUCACAUAAAGGAGGAAAAAAUAUGAAGAAGAAGAAUAAGAAAAAAAAGAAAAAAAAAGAUAUGUUGUCUUAUAUGAAUAAUAAGAAGGUUCCACAGAUAUAUUGGAUGCUGAACCAUAUAAACAAUAUGUUUAAUGAAAUAAAGAAUAUACAUUCAAAUGAUGAUAAAACAAAAUAUAAAUUUAGCUGUGAAUACAUUAUAUUAUCUAUUAAUAUUUUGAUAAACAAAUAUAUUGAGUGUAAUACUACACUUUAUGAAAAUUAUCUCGAAUUUUUGGAUCUAUUUAUAGAAAAGAAUGCAUGUUACGUUAGUAAGGAUAAUACAGAAAAGGUUAAAAUUUAUAUUGAGAAGUAUAAGAAGAAGAGAAAAAAUUGUUUUGAGAAUUCUUACUGGAAAGAUAUUGAAUUUUAUAAUAUCGAAGAUUUAUAUAUAAAUGAUUCUAAGGAUGUAAUAUAUAUAAAUGGUAAGGAAAAAAAUGAAGGUGCUAAUAGAACUAAUUAUUAUGAUAAGUAUAAUAAUAAGCUUGAUGAGAAAAAAGAUGAUUAUAUUUCAUAUAAUAAUGUUAUAGAUGAUACGUUUAAAAAUAAUCAUAAUAUGAAAAAGGAUGUGAUAUAUAAUGAAGACAAUACAUUGGACCACAUAAACAACACAACAACAACAACAACUACUACUACUACUAAUAAUAAUAAUAAUAAUAAUUGUAAUAAUAAUAAUAAUAAUAAUUGUAAUAAUAAUAAUAAUAAUAAUAAUAAUAAUAAUUGUAAUAAUAAUAAUUGUAAUAAUAAUAAUUGUAAUAAUCACAUUGUGAAUAAUUCUUAUGUAACAUACGAUUAUUGUAUUUUGGACGUUGGGGGAGGCAAAGGAGAUUUAGGCAUAUACAUUUCUUUAGCUUUUCCAAAUGUAUUAGUAAUUAUAUUAGAUAUUAAUAUAAAUUCCUUAUUUAGUUGUUUUGUUAAACUAUAUUGUAAUAAAAUUAAAAACGUAUUAAUAAUAAAUGAAUCCAUAUUAAAUUUCGAUUUUAGAAAAUAUAAAAUCGAUAUGGUAGUAGGAUUACAUUGUUGUGGAGGAUUAACUGAUUAUACUAUAAAAAAAUGUAUGGAGGAAAGAAUACCUUUUUUAAUUUGUUCAUGUUGUUAUACAAAAUAUAAGGAUUUAAGAAAACAUAUAUUUGAUUUUAAAAAUGAAAUAAUAAUAGAUGAAAUGAAUAAUUAUAUAUAUAAUAAGGAUAAUUAUCCUUAUAUGAAUUAUAUUAGUAGUAAUAUCUCUACGGAAAAUAAUAUAUGUAAUAUGAAUAAGUCUAAUGUAAAAAUAGGCCACAACGGAACUCUUAAUAAUAUGGUUAAUAUAAAAAAGAUGGAUUGUUUAUAUGAAGAAAAAUAUGAUGAUGAAAAUAAUUUAACACAAAAUGGGUUAGGUUUAAAAAAUGAUGAUAAUAAUAUAUCAUAUGAAAAUGAGAAAAAUAAUAUAAUAUCUAUGUACUAUGAAAAAGAUGAAUAUAAAAUUAAUAGUGAACAUAUAAAAAAUAAUUGUGUAGUUAUAAAUGGUGAAAUGAAAAAAUAUGAUAAAUAUGAAAAAAAAAUUAUGAGAAGAACUAUACCAAAUAUAUAUUCCUUUAUUAAUUUAUUAUCGAAAUUGUGUGAGAGUGAUAAUGUAGCUAUAUCCUAUAAAUGUAUGCACUUUUAUAAUAAUUUAAGAUUUAAAAUUUUACAGGCAUUGUUUAAUAAAUCUAAACAAAGUACUCAAAAUGAUGAAACUGUAAAUGUAUUUAUAAAAGAAGAGAUAAACUUAUCCUUACAUUCAUUUCCAAUUUCAUAUUCUCCAAAAAAUAUUGUUCUUAAAGGAUAUUUUACAUGA
Molecule: messenger RNA, 3252 nt
Organism: Plasmodium falciparum 3D7
Lineage: Eukaryota; Apicomplexa; Aconoidasida; Haemosporida; Plasmodiidae
Source: RefSeq, a predicted model, not a curated record